Molecule: messenger RNA, 5450 nt
Organism: Saccostrea echinata
Lineage: Eukaryota; Metazoa; Mollusca; Bivalvia; Ostreida; Ostreidae
Exons: 23
Coding region: 46-4938 (1630 amino acids)
Source: RefSeq, a predicted model, not a curated record
AGAAUAUUAUAAACGUUUUGAAGUUGGUCUGUAAAAUAUCACAAGAUGGAUAGCAUUGGGGAAGAAAGGGAGCAGAUCGAAGAGGACAUAGAGCGUCUUAAUCUUGCUUUGCAAGUUGAGGGCUCUGAAGUUGAACUGCAAGAUGAAGACGAUGAAGACGUGCUUUGUAUCAACGAAGAUAGCAUUGAGCAUGAAGAUUAUGAAAGUGUGGACACCAUUUUUUCCAUCAGCUCUGAAGCAAAGCAAGGGGUACCCAGUGAAAUAGAUCAGUUUUCAGGGAUGUCUGAAAUUAGUCAUUUACCCAUUAAUGCAGAAACAUGUCUAGCACUCAACAGAACCUAUCAAGAACUCAUUCUGGAAUCACUGAAAAAAAUAGAAUUGGCACUGAAUGAAAACAGGGAAAAACAGAGAGUGUUAGAAGAAGGACUUGAAAUGAAAUCUGCUGGGGGCUCCAAAAGUACAGAAAAACAAGGAAGCAAAAAGAAAUGUUCAACAAUGUUUUGUAAACCCUAUUUUAAAGACAAGGAUCAAAAGGUACCCCCUCCUAACACUGAUGUUCAGAUGAAAAAGCUUACACAGGAACACAAACAAGAUGUAACACCACCUCUGCCCUGGAGUGUUGCUCAAAGGUGUAAACUUCAGGAAGCUGUGAAGGAAGAAGCUCUCAAACAAAAGCUUGUUCCCAUUAUGAACAGGAAAGAAGUUUAUGUGGAAAGGGUCAAGAAUCUGGAAUCAGAGCUGGUAAAAAUUAACAUAGACAAGUCAGAGCUGGAGGAUGGAGAUGAAGCAAAUUUGAUAGAACUGAAUGAACUUAAUGAGAGAGGACAGAAAAAGGAGCAAGAACUUGCAGAAUGGCAGGAGAAGAUUGAGCAGCUGGACAGAGACAUGGAGAAAGUCAAAGAGACAUCAGAAAUUGAGUUACUGUUCAGUGUUGAUAGUGAGAAGGUGGACUGGCUCAUGAUUGCCAAUUUCAUCUUUGGUGGUAAGCGAGAGGAGAAAGAAUGUGAGAUCAUGUGGAACAAUGUACUGCAUCCCUCCAUCAACAAAGAGAAGUGGUCCACCCAGGAGACUAAACAUCUCCAGGAACUGGCCAAUAAAUACAACAUGAAGAACUGGCCUGCUAUUGCACAUGAACUGGGGACAGGAAGAACCCCCUUUCAAUGUCUACAGUUCUAUCAGCACAGUCUCAAUGAUGCCUACCAUAAUAGACCCUGGUCAGAGGAGGAAGAUGAAAUGUUGAAGGAAGUUGUAGACAGUGUUCGGGUUGGAAACAAAAUUUCUUUUGCUCAAGUUUCAUACUUUCUGGAUGGGAGGAGUCAGAAUCAGUGCCAAUCCAGGUGGAACCAGAUUAACCCAACUACGAAAAGAGGGAGAUGGACUCUUCAGGAAGACUGUUUGCUGAUGACUGCAGUUCAGCUGCAUGGUGCCAAGAACUGGAGACUGUUACAGGAGUAUGUGCCAGGUCGUACGGCUCUCCAGUGUAGGGAUAGAUACAAUCACUGUCUGAAUCCCGCCAUCAGCUCGCCUGAGCCAUGGACGUACGAGGAAGAUAAGAAGCUUCUGAAACAUGUCUAUGCCAUGAUGGAAACAGGAAAUCCUGUGAAAUGGAUAAAAUUGGCGUCAGAGUUCCCAGGCCGUACUGACAACCAGCUGCUUGGCCGAUACAAAAGAUUACAGACUUGGGAGAUGAAGACUUCUUGGUUGGCUGAGCAGUCGAAACAGCAAAGAAGAGAUUUGGGUGUCAUGGAAGGAGAGCAGCUUCAAACGGAAAUAAUGAAAUCUGAACCAAGCGUAUGUUUUCAGGAGACAGCCCAGUUAUUCCCUGAUGUUGUUAAAGAGGACUAUCUGAAACAAAUAGUGGACAGAAGGAGAGGUGAUUUAGUGGUUCCCCGUCCUCCAGUGAUGACCAAAAAUAACACACGGUGUUUUAAAGCAGUCUGGGAAAGGAAGAAGCAGUUACACACCCUAGUAAACCAGCACCUGCAGAACCUCAACUCAGUUGUCCCACCUAAUGGCACUGCCAUUAAGGAAUUCAAUUCGUUUGGUGCUCUGAGUAAAGACCAGCAGAAGGCAGUGCAGAACAUGAUGUCAAACCAGCCCAACCAAAUCACUGUCAGGGACAUGCUUAACCUGACCAGGAAAAUAACAAGGGCAGAGAACUGUCGAGAAGCGCGAGCCAAGAGAUGGGAACAGGAUAUACUGUAUGACGAACAAAUAAAAGACGUCCUCAUCUGGAAAUGCUUCCAUUCCCUCCUUGUGGAGAAAAGAAUUGGACGACCAAGGAAAUUUUACUUGUUCAGUCCUACAGGAAGGAAGCCUCCUGUUGCUGAAGAUGAUGAGGAGGAAAAUGUAGAAAAGAUAACAGAUAUCACACUAACUCUGUUAAUGAAUGCUUUAGAUCUUGAUUACGAAAAAGCUUUGAUGAAGAGCAAGCAGAUGGACAUGAAUGAUCCCACAGUGAAGGAAGAUAUUGCUUUCUUGAAAAGGGUCACUCCCAGCAUAUUACCGACUAAUACAGCUGAGAAACGAAUCACUAAUACAAAUAUCCAGAAUGUAUCUACUAUAUCAACACUAACUAAAACAGGACCUCCCAGGACCACAAGUCUGUCUACAGCAAGAUCAUCCUCAUCUGAAAGUCGGAAUAUUCCAUCAACAUCCGCAGAGCAGAAUUCACAAAGUCAUAAAACUCCAUCAACAUCCACAGGGCAGGAUUCACAAAGUCAGAAAACUCCAUCAACAUCCACAGGGCAGAAUUCACAAAGUCAGGAAACUCCAACAUCCGUGGGGCAGAAUUUAGCAUAUGCACAAAACAAGCGACCAGACUUAGAUCAGAAUGUACAAUCUUGUGUAACUAGUCAAUAUAAUGUUAUACGUCAACAGGAUAAAACUUUGUCAGGUAACGGAAGGAAGAGGAAGGCAGAAGGAAGUAAUAAUGAGGAAGAACAGAUUAAACAAAAGAAAUCCAAAGAAACCUCAUCUCUUUCUAAUAUAAACAAGGACACUGCUGAAAACGCAAGUGAUGGCAGUAACAGUGCAAAAGAUCCCACUAAAUCACAGACAGUGAAUAAUUCUGUCACAGGUGGAGCCCCAGGAACAACAUCAAACAUAAAGCAGGCCACAAUAAGCACAGAACAGAGACCUACAUUAGCAACCAAGCCCUCUGCUAUUCCAGCUGGAGCUAGAGUCAUUAAACUUCCCCCUGGUGUCAAACUAAAACCAGGUGACAAAAUACAAGACAUUUUAGCAGCUCAUAAAGCAUCUAUGUCUUCACCUACAGGACACAGUGUCCAAGGCUCACAGAAUCAACCUACAGGACGCAGUGUCCAAGGCUCACAGAAUCAACCUACAGGACAUAGUGUCCAAGGCUCACAACAGAAUCAACCUACAGGACACAGUGUCCAAGGCUCACAGAAUCAACUUACAGGACACAGUGUCCAAGGCUCACAGAAUCUACCCCAGACCCAGACCACAGCUGCGAGGGAAGCCACCAGUAGUACAACAGUAGCAGGGGGGUCUCAGACUCAGAAACAAAGUGUUGUGGUGAUCAGGCCUCCUAGUGGAAUACAGGACCCCAACAGGGUCAAGAUCUUGCCUCCUGGAACUGUCACAACAAGUGCUUUCAAAAGCCUGCUAUUACACAGGAAAUAUUUGAUGAAAAAAGCUGAUGAAGUGUACAGCCGACAGUUUUACAAGAUUCGAGGUGAAGAACUCCAGAAGAGAAUAACAGUGGAACUGGCCAAACAGUCUGGAGUAAAAGUCGAAGAAGAUAUUAGUGAGAGUGAAUAUAGAGCUGGAACAUUAAGUGAAACACUGCAUGCUACUGACAAUUCUAUAGUCAGUGAUGUAGCAGCAAACCUACUGAAAAAAUGUAACAAAACUAAUGUUCAUAAGGAUGCUUUGGCAAGAGUGAGGAGAAGCAAGGAGUAUAAAAUGUUACAGAAGAGAUUCGAAGCUCUGUUUGCCUGGCCUGCUCUGUUGUCCACAGUUUGUCCUGAAAAUGUAGAAAAUCCAGCACAGAAUAAACCAACUAGUGUACAAAACACAAAGAAGAAAAAUGUGUAUCCAAAGGUCAUAACGAAAAAGGGUACACCGUACACUGUUGUAGACAAAAGUGAGUUGAGUAAGGAACCAGUCAGGAGGAAAAAAGUCACGAAGAAAUCAUAUCCCUGUGUGAAAAGUAAAUAUACCUGGAGGAGAGUCGUUAUGGACAGAGAAAUUAAGAAAAUUAAGAGAGAAGCCAGGCUGAAAAAACUGCAGGAAACAUUGGAAAAGAAGCAAAGGGGAGAGUUUCAACCACAGAAGAAGACAAAGAGAAUUGUCACCACCACAAGUACACGGAAGAGUCAACGAAUGGCAGUGAAAAGAAGUUUGCCGCAACUGUCCGAGUCACAUGAGGUUUCUGCCCCAAAACAACUGAAAAGGCUUGUAAGAAAGAAAAAACAAGGAAAUAGUGAAAAAAAAUCACAAGACGUCAAAAACAACAGCUUCCAGCUACUAGGGGAUGCUGUUGUACCAGUAGCACUGAUCAGCAACAUCUCCUCCUCCAUUGCAAAUGGCAGUGUUCCCAGCAAUAAUGGGGAUAACACCGUCUCAAUUUCCCACCCAUUCCCCAUAGUUCAAUCUAUAAAUAGCAUUAGUGGACAGAUAUCUUCAACAGGUGGUGGAUCUACCCUGGCAGUGAAUGAUGGAUCUACAAUAGCAACUUCUUUGCCACUACAAGAAGGAACUCUGCCUUUAGUGGCUAUAACAGACAUGCAUAUCCAGACCGUACCUUCAACAAAUGGAGAUGGUGAACCUCCGGUUGUUUUUGCUUUUUUGCCAUCUGCAAUGGGUGAUGGUCAAGUAGAACAAAUACAAGUUUCAGAAAGCAUCGAGAUGCAGGGAACAGCCCCCAGUAUCAACGUGACUCAGGUUGUCCCAGAAAGCGAACAGAAAUAAUCAGUCAAAAGACAUCCAAUAGUGUCUGUAUACACCAACAAAGGAAACAAAUAAAUCUUAGUUGUAAAGUUCCAAUUAUUUAAAAACGUUUUAGUGUGAAGAAAUCAUGGAUGGCUGACAUACUCAAAUAGUCUCACAUUGUGACAUUUUUUAAGCGAUUCACAUACAUUUUCUAGUGAUAGUUUUUAUGCAAAUUCUGUAUGAAUCUGCAUAAUCAUUUCUUCAGGCCUAUUAUGCUAUUUAUUAAAAACUAAAUUGUUCACUACAUUUCUUAUCCCACAGUUAAAGCUUUGUUAACAUGAAAAAAAGACAUUCUUUCCUAAUACAUUGUAUUAUACUCAGGAAUUCAUCAAGACUAAUUAGUUUGACCUGUUUAGCAGGAUGUAUUUUGUGUGAGAUAAUAUAUGUGUCAAAUACUAUAAACAUGGGCAUAUUGUGUUUACAUUAUGCAUGCAUACUUUGGUCAAUUUGCUAGUUAUGUUUUGGUUUCGAAAUAAAAAAAUGUUACACAC